This is a messenger RNA of Micropterus salmoides (largemouth bass), 3563 nucleotides long. RefSeq names its product DnaJ heat shock protein family (Hsp40) member B1a (gene dnajb1a). Gene Ontology annotation, molecular function: transcription corepressor activity; Hsp70 protein binding. The record is from RefSeq and is a predicted model, not a curated record. The transcript is spliced from 3 exons. NCBI's taxonomy places the organism in Eukaryota, Metazoa, Chordata, Actinopteri, Centrarchiformes, Centrarchidae. The coding region runs from base 395 to 1417 and encodes 340 amino acids. Gene Ontology annotation, cellular component: cytosol.
CUCGUCUCGAUAGUGAUGACACACAUCAGCAGCACCAGCUUCUUCCAGAAGUUUCCUCGCACGGUUUACAGCUCGGCGGCAACACACGGACGGUCCUUCGUGAACACGUUGUUUUAAGCAGCGUGGUUUAAAUUAAGUGACAUCUCUUCUCCUCGUGUCAGUGAAGAGCAGAAACUUGUCCACGGACUGUGGCAAGUGAGCUAACCUUGACAGUUAGCUAACGUUAUCCAGCUAUUGUCCGCAGCAGUGACAUCUGCGGCGGCGGCGGCGAAGCCCGUUAACUAUUAGCCGUACACGGGACAUGCUGUGUGUGCUGUAGGCACUGAACAGAAGCUGAAGCAUCUACGCUGACAAUGUCUUUAUGAAGUGGAAGAAGACGUGACCGGUCAUUGUAAUGGGUAAAGAUUACUACAAAGUGCUCGGAAUAGCCAAAGGUGCCUCCGAAGAUGAGAUAAAAAAGGCGUACAGAAAACAGGCCCUGCGCUAUCAUCCUGACAAAAACAAGUCUCCCGGAGCAGAAGAUAAAUUCAAGGAGAUUGCUGAAGCCUACGAUGUCCUGAGUGAUGCCAAGAAGAAGGACAUUUAUGAUCGCUUUGGAGAAGAAGGAUUAAAGGGUUCAGCUGGUGGUGGAGGUGGCGGGCACAGCGGUUCAACAUACAACUACACCUUCCACGGAGACCCUCACGCAAUGUUCGCCGAGUUCUUCGGUGGCCGCAGCCCUUUCGAUCAUUUCUUCCCCCAGAACGGGGAUGAUAUGGACAUCAACGACCCCUUCGGAGCGUUUGGCAUGGGGAGAAUGGGCGGCAUGGGUGGGUUUCACAGGUCCUUCAAAUCCCACCAGGGAGGCCAUCACAGAACACAGGAGAAAAAGAAGGACCCUGCCGUGGUGCACGAGCUGAAGGUGAGCCUCGAGGAGGUCUUCUCAGGCUGCACCAAAAAGAUGAAGAUUUCCCGCAAAAGGCUGAACCCGGACGGCUGCACCAUGCGGAACGAGGACAAGAUCUUAACAGUCGACAUUAAGCGCGGCUGGAAGGAGGGGACCAAAAUCACCUUUCCCAAGGAGGGAGAUGAAACUCCCGCCAACAUUCCUGCAGAUGUGGUGUUUGUAGUUAAAGAUAAACCCCACCCGGUGUUUAGAAGAGAGGGCUCAGAUAUAAUUUAUCCUGCAAAAAUAUCACUCAGAGAUGCACUGUGUGGAUGCACAGUCAGCGCCCCGACACUGGACGGCCGGACCAUCACUGUGACCUCCAGAGAUGUCGUCAAACCUGGAAUGAAAAAGCGAAUCGUUGGAGAAGGGCUCCCUCUCUCCAAGUGCCCUGAGAAGAGGGGGGACAUGAUCUUGGACUUCACAGUAAAAUUUCCUGAUAAACUGGGCCAAAGCACUCGAGAUGCACUCAAACAGGUCCUUCCACUGUGACAUGAAAUACUCAAAGUUUUAGGUCGACAUUUCCAGUGACGAUUGAGGCUCAGGGCAGAUUUGGUUCCAGCUGUGUUUAAUUUGACUGUCUGAACACCAAAUCCAGUAUCUCACCCAGUAUCUAGUCAGUUUGAUGAUUGUCUGAAGACUUGAAAACUGACAGAACAGCUGAUUUUAUAUGUUUCGGCCAAAAUACACUGCUGCUGAACGGCGCUCGCAAAACAGCCGCCCCUAUUAUUUUCUAUGUACAACCCCACACACCACGCUGGUCGACGCCAUGCCCUGUGACACUUUACACUACAGCCCUAUUUCCAGCCUCGCCGCCCCUACAGACCUUAUGUACUUGUUGCUUGCUUUUCGCUGUAGUUUUAACAAUUUCACUUGUGCCUGUAUCUACAAGGCAAAAAUCAAUAACUUUCCCUCUCUCCCUGCUUUUACAUCCCGGCUCCCGUGGCAGCUCGACCUCCUCACCUCUCGCUGUUGCUGUCUCUCUCUUGUGUGUGUAGAACAAUGGUGUGUGUGGUCGGCGCGCUCCAGUGUGGCGCUUCCUAUUGGUGCUAGAAGUGGCACUUCAUGCACGACACAUGUUUUGCACUUUAAGUAACAGCCUGCCACCAUGUCAGCUUCAAGGAGUAAAAGUAGAUAAUAGAAAGUAUAUAUAUAUAUAAUGAUGCAAGGUUGAAGUGACAGCUUUUGGAUUGGCUGCAGAGUGUUCUUGUUUAAAUGUUUGUCGAAUUGCACCACUUGAACAUGUAAUAUAGUAAGUGAGGAUUUGGUGUCACAGCAGCUGUUUUAAGGAGCGAUUUAAGGUAGCAUGCAGACAGCUAAUUAACAAUACCUCAGGUGCAGUGAUACAUGCUCGAACGUUACUAUAACUACAUUAUUCAACAGGACAUAGUUUGGGUUGUCGCUUUUACAAACACAAGUGGAUCCUGAGAAAUAGCAAUGUACUGCUCUGAUCCACCAACAUUGACUUUAUGAAGCUGGUCAGUUUCGAUCAACGUAAAAUACACUUUAAAUUAAAAAAAUUUUUUCUGUCAAUUCAAUGUUUCAUCUACAUAAUCACAGUGGGCCACAAUCUCUGGAUGGACUAAAACUAUAUAAUUAAAAUGUGCUCAAGUCUAAAAUUAGACUUACAUGUGACGUGUAUGGACGUCUACAAGAAGCAGGAAGAGAUGUAAUUCCAGGAAGUUCCCCGCAGUGAGGUAGCAUUAAACAAAUUUUAAAUUCAGUUAAGAGAGAAAUAUCUACAGAUAUCUGAGUAGAUGUAUCGAAAGAUAAAUAAAAUCCCAGGUGUUUUAAAAUGGUACAUUUAGCAAAAUGUUCACUUUUACGACAUCUUGUUUACCCGGAGCUUAUUACUUAUGUAAAAUUUUUGUGGGAAGACUUUUUGUGCCAAAUAAGAGUGUGUGUGUGUGUGUGUGUGUGUGUGUGUGUGACUGACAAACUACCAAAACCUUGAAGUUAUUGUUGUAUUGUAGUGCUUAUAUAAUCUAAAGCUAAUCUAAAGUUAUUUAUUCUAUUUUUUGCCCAACAUGGUAUAAACCUGCUGCAGUCCGCACCUUAAAGGCCUGCAGAAUAUGUUUGAUUUAUUAUUGUCUUAUAGCGCGUACCUGACAGGAUUCACUCCAAGAUGUACAAUAUCUGGAAAUACAUCUGGAAUGUAGUUCCACAGUCCAGUACGCGAAAAAAAUCCACUAGGAGCUAUGUCACAUUCAGCCCUGUGCACCUUUUGAUUGUAGUGAUGAAGGCAGUUAGUAAAUCAGUUGGUUCACUUUCACAUUUUAAGUAUUUUUGGUGUCUGUGUGACUGUUACCUGCUGGAGUUUCACAAACGUGGUUUAAUAUGUAUGUAGAGACAUGUAGUCUCUGUGAUGUGUAGCUUUUUUUGUUUAAAAAAAGGAUAUUUGCAUUUUCCCCUUGCAAGCAUUUUCCCUUCUUAAGGGAAAGACCAUUAUAUUUGUUUUUUCUUCUUUUUGAUGUUUUGAAAUUCCUCAGGUUGGGAUUCAAGAUAUUUUGAAUUGGUAAUGUGAGGGGACAUUUUAAUAGAACUUUCAUAUGCUGUGAUGAUUUGCAUUGACUGGCUAACAAAUGUGGUCUACAUGUUUUAGUUGUUACAUAAUUGUAAUUAAAGUCCUUUUCCCAAA